CUUAUAGUCUUAUACGAUGACGAUGAUUAUGAAAUGAUAGGAUCCCCUUCACAUUCUGCCGCAGAUAAGUAUCGUGUUCUAGUAGCUUUAUCUAGUGAAACAACCUGGGAAACUAUCCUCGGAAGACUCGAAGAUCUCAGGAUGUUUUUUUUGGGUUUAAUUCUUGGGUUUUGUUUUUUGGGUUGAUUUGCCAGCUUUUGAAGUCAACAGACCUUUCUGGGGUUUGGGUUUUGUGUAUCUGUACGCGUUUUUCAGAACCCUUCGUCUUCUGGUCCAAGGUUAAUUAGUCCAGCAACGCGCGAAGAACACUCAUUAUUUACGUUUUUUUUUUUUUUUUUUUUUUUGAUGAGUUUAAGGAGGCGGUUUUACAGACUGUACUGGGUACUUUUGCUUUUGAUUUGAGGAAAUGAUGAAUGGGUUUUGGGGAUUCAGAGAGAUUCGUCCUGCGUUGCUGGCAGUGGUGUUGGUUUUGGUUUUGGUUUACCAGCAUUUGUCUUUUUGUUGGUCCCUGAGUGAUAAAGGUAUUGUUUUGUCCAGAUCUAAGGAGACUGUAGUUCAUGAUUCUUUUGAGGAUGGCAAUGGAGGAAAAAAUCUGUGUCGGUCUGAUGUUGAGUGUUCUAGAGGAAAUGCUGUGGCUCUGAGCGUGGAAAAGCCUAGAAAUGUAGCUCACAGGAAGUUGAUGGCUGUAACACUAACACCUUUUAAUCUGUUUGGCCCUUUUGUUCCUCCAUUUUGGGUUAGCCCGGGCCCUGUACAGAGUGCUCCACCGCCAUCUCCAUCCCCGUUCUCGCCAUCUCCUGCGCCAUUGCCAUCUAUGGUGCCACAGUUGGCCCCGGCCCCUCCUCGUGCUGCUUCUAUAACCCCAUCAUCAGUUCCUGCUCCUGCAGAGGGACCUAGCCCUAGCGUUUCGUCUGAUAAUUUCAGUGGGAAACACCAUCGAGUUUUGAUAGUUUCUGCAGCAAUUGGCGGUUCUGUCUUGGUUGUAGCUUUGUUCAUUGUCAUAGUAUUCUCUCAGAAGAAUAAGAUGGCGGUUGUCAGACCUUGGGCAACGGGGCUAAGCGGGCAGCUGCAAAGAGCGUUUGUCACGGGUGUGCCAAAGCUGAAGAGGCAAGAACUCGAGACAGCGUGCGAAGAUUUCAGCAAUGUCAUUGGUUCCUCGUCGGUUUGUACGUUGUACAAGGGCACAUUGUCCAGUGGAGUUGAGAUUGCUGUCAUGUCUCUUACUUUCGCGUCUGCUAAGGAUUGGUCGAGAGAUCACGAAGCCCAAUUCAGAAAGAAGAUUGAUUCACUGUCAAAAGUGAACCACAAGAACUUUGUGAACCUCAUUGGAUAUUGCGAGGAAAAGGAGCCUUUCACCAGAAUGAUGGUGUUUGAAUAUGCUCCAAAUGGAACGCUUUUCGAACAUUUACACAUUAGGGAGGCCGAACAUUUGGACUGGGGGGCGCGAAUGAGGGUCAUAAUGGGAACGGCAUACUGUCUCGGGCACAUGCACCAGAUGGCGCCGCCAAUCGCGCACAAGAACCUGAAAUCCUCGGCCAUACAGCUCGCGGAGGAUUCUGCAGCCAAGAUAUCAGAUUUUGCGGUCUGGAACGAGUCUGCUGACGACGAAACAGACGCAACGCCAGAGAGCAACGUGUACAGCUUCGGGGUGAUCCUGCUCGAGGUGGUGACCGGGAGGCUGCCAUACUCUCCCAACGGCACCGCCCUCGAGGACUUUGCAUCAGACUAUCUCAGAGGCACACAGUCCCUAAGGGAAAUGGCUGAUCCAACUCUCACUUCCUUCCAAGAACACCAGCUUGAUGGCAUUGGUGAAGUGAUCAAAUCUUGCUUGCGUCUCAGCCCGAGACUCAGACCUACCAUGAGAGAAGUUGCAGAUAGGUUGAGGGAGAUCACUGGGAUUGGACCUGAUGGUGCAAUCCCUAAACUAUCUCCUCUCUGGUGGGCCGAGCUCGAGAUACAAUCCGCAGACAUUUCUAACUGAAUAGUUUCGACUAAAAGUCUAAACUGAUAGUGAGAUCGUACUUGUGUUCAACACAGCUUGAUACAUGAAUCUUGUGCCAUCUUCUUGAUGGCAAUUAGAAGUCUUGUAUUUUUACAGAAGCUGUAAAUUCAAAGGCUUGUGGGAGUUUGAUUCAUUUUUUUCUUUUUUUUUUUUUUAGCUUGUAAAAUUGUUUGGUUUGGGGAUCAGAUGAAUAUAUUAUACAUUUGGAAUGUAAUUUGAAUAUGUAGAUAAUGCUUCACAACAUGCUAUA
This is a messenger RNA of Ipomoea triloba (trilobed morning glory), 2252 nucleotides long. Its product is annotated as probable inactive receptor-like protein kinase At3g56050. Bases 407 to 1981 code for a protein of 524 amino acids. Gene Ontology annotation, biological process: protein phosphorylation. The record is from RefSeq and is a predicted model, not a curated record. The transcript is spliced from 6 exons. Gene Ontology annotation, molecular function: protein kinase activity; ATP binding. NCBI's taxonomy places the organism in Eukaryota, Viridiplantae, Streptophyta, Magnoliopsida, Solanales, Convolvulaceae.